Molecule: messenger RNA, 10066 nt
Organism: Pygocentrus nattereri (red-bellied piranha)
Lineage: Eukaryota; Metazoa; Chordata; Actinopteri; Characiformes; Serrasalmidae
Gene: celsr2
Product: cadherin, EGF LAG seven-pass G-type receptor 2
Exons: 35
Coding region: 290-9268 (2992 amino acids)
Biological process (GO): G protein-coupled receptor signaling pathway; cell surface receptor signaling pathway; homophilic cell-cell adhesion
Cellular component (GO): plasma membrane
Molecular function (GO): G protein-coupled receptor activity; calcium ion binding
Source: RefSeq, a predicted model, not a curated record
AAUGAGCGCCUCGGACCGAGCGGAGCGAGCAGCGCGUGCGUGUGUGAGAGCGAAGGAGAGCGCGCGCGAGAGGAGGUUUUGGCGAGCGGACUGCGCUCGCGCUGCCUUCCGUCUCCCAAGUCGUGCGGGAUUGACUGCGGAGCUGCGCGCGCGGAGGACUGGGCAUGGAUCCUGAGCAACAAAGACGCGCGAGGAGAGGAAAAGUUUGAAGGAGAGGCUGGAAGUGAGUGGGAAGCUAAACAAAGCAGAAGGAGCCGGAGGAGCCGGAGGAGGAGGAGGAGGAGGAGAGAUGCCAGGCAUGAAGUUGGGCUUGUUUCUCGCGGUUCUCUCGCGCUUUUCCCUUUUGCAUGGCUUUGUCGUGCACGUGGGUGAAGACGCGCGACCUGGCACGGUGAUCACGAGCGCGCACGGGAGCGCCUCGUGCACCUUGGAGCAGGUCAUCUCGCCCAGGUUCGCUCAGAACUUCCUGCGCGUCGACGCGCCGGCUGGAACUGCGUCCACCUCGGACGCGCUGAGAUGCGAAUCGCUGCUGACCAAUCCGUUUGCGGUGCACACGGUGGCGGAUUGCACGACCGCCGGGGUCACUGGGGUCAAGUUCAGGCACUUGGUCGUGAGUCGGUACCUGGUGCACGUUCGGGGGUCAAGCUGUGCGCGCGGACCUCGGCGCAGAGAGAAAUGGGAUGUGGAGGUUGUAAGUUUGCUGCAAGCGCCUGGGCCGCAGGUGGACUGCCUGGAGGUGGGCGCUGGACUGUUCCGCGUGCAGGAGGUGUUGCCUGGCGCUAGGACUCCCGGAUUGUCCUGUAACGUUACCGGAACUGCAAUUUCCUUCGCCGAGGAGUGGUUAGUCGUUUCGGCGCCGCUGUGUCUUCUGGAUGGCUCACUGCUGGAGUUUGACCUGCACUGCAUGGAAAAAGUGGCCCGGGGGCGCAGAAGGUCCACGCAUGUGCGCUGGCACUUGGGUCAGGGACCCUUCAGGCAGCGCUACCUGGAAAAGCUGCUGUGGAGAACGGCCGAGGAUUCAGAGUCCGGUCUGCUAAGCAGGAGGAAGAGGAGCGCGAAUGCUAACCCCCAGUUUCAGCCACCGAUGUACCAGGUUUCCGUCCCGGAGAAUAAAGCAGCCGGGACUUCUGUGGUCCUUUUAAGAGCCAUGGACCCGGAUGAGGGUGAGGCAGGGAGGCUGGAUUACUUCAUCGAGGCCCUGUUCGACAGCCGCUCAAAUAACCUCUUUGCUGUGGACACUGAAAGUGGCCUGGUGUCCACAGUCGAGGAGCUGGACAGAGAAACAAAGGACACCCAUGUGUUCCGAGUCACGGCUGUUGAUCACGGAACGCCGCGUCGGAGUGCGAUGGCAACUCUGACCAUAACUGUCAGCGACACGAAUGACCACGACCCAGUGUUUGAGCAGCAGGACUACAAAGAGAGCGUGCGGGAGAACCUGGAGAUCGGCUACGAGGUGCUGACGGUUCGGGCCACCGAUGGAGAUGCCCCAAUUAACGGGAACAUCCUCUACCGCAUCCUCAACAGCAAUGGAUCCAAUGACGUGUUUGAAAUUGACUCGCGAUCUGGAGUGAUCCGGACCCGUGGACCUGUAGACCGUGAGACGGUGGAGUCCUAUAUACUACUGGUUGAAGCCAAUGACCAAGGGCGUGUUCCUGGUCCUCGCAGCGCCACGGCAACUGUGCACAUUGUGGUGGAAGAUGACAACGACAACGCCCCGCAGUUCAGCGAGAAGCGCUACAUUGUGCAGGUGCCAGAAGAUUUGGCUCCCAACACUGAGAUCCUACAGGUGACUGCUACUGACCAGGACCGAGGCAGUAAUGCGGUUGUUCACUUCAGCAUCAUGAGCGGGAACACCAGAGGACAGUUUUACAUUGACGCACAAACAGGGAAGAUGGAUCUUGUGAGUCAGCUGGACUACGAGAUGAAUAAGGAGUACACACUUCGCAUCCGAGCUCAAGACGGUGGACGUCCACCGCUGUCCAACAUCUCUGGCUUGGUAACUGUGCAAGUGCAGGACAUCAACGACAAUGCUCCGAUUUUUGUUAGCACUCCGUUCCAAGCUACGGUGCUAGAAAAUGUCCCGAUUGGAUAUUCUGUGAUACACAUUCAAGCCGUAGAUGCAGAUUCUGGUGACAAUUCCCGACUGGAGUACCAUCUCACAGAAACAACACCAAACUUCCCGUUCACAGUAAACAACAGCACAGGGUGGAUUAUAGUGGCGGCCGAGCUGGACAGAGAGAGUCUGGACUUCUACAACUUUGGAGUAGAGGCCCGAGAUCACGGAAUUCCCGUCAUGUCAUCCUCUGCUAGCAUUAGCAUGACAAUCCUGGACGUGAAUGACAACAAUCCUGAGUUCACACAGAAGGCGUACUACAUGCGUCUCAAUGAGGAUGCAGCAGUAGGUACCAGUGUGGUGACUGUGUCCGCAGUAGACCAGGACAUUAACAGUGUUGUGACGUACCAGAUCUCCAGCGGGAACACCCGGAACCGCUUCUCCAUCACAAGUCAGAGUGGCGGUGGGCUAAUCACUCUAGCGCUCCCGCUCGACUACAAGCUGGAGCGGCAAUAUGUGCUGAGCGUCACAGCCUCUGACGGCACACGAUUCGACACCGCCAAGGUAUACGUCAACGUCACUGAUGCCAACACUCACCGGCCCGUGUUCCAAAGUUCGCAUUACACUGUCAACAUCAACGAGGACCGUCCCGUGGCUACCACCGUCGUGGUGAUUAGCGCCACAGAUGAGGACACUGGAGAAAACGCAAGGAUCACGUAUUUCAUGGAUGACAGCAUCCCUCAGUUUAACAUAGACCCCGAUACGGGAGCUGUGACGACUCAGAUGGAGCUGGACUAUGAAGAUCAAGUGUCUUACACGCUCGCCAUCACAGCUCGCGACAACGGAAUUCCCCAGAAAUCUGACACCACCUACCUGGAGAUCUUGGUGAACGAUGUGAACGAUAACUCGCCCCGCUUCCUGCGAGAUCAUUACCUGGGCUCAAUUAUGGAGGACGUACCCAUCUACACAAGUGUUGUCCAGGUUUCAGCCACUGAUCGGGAUUCUGGCCUGAAUGGCCGAGUUUUCUACACCUUUCAGGGAGGCGACGAUGGCGAUGGCGAUUUUAUUAUUGAGUCCACAUCAGGAAUCGUGCGAACACUGCGGCGCCUGGACCGUGAGAACACUCCCAUCUACAACCUUCAGGCUUUCGCAGUGGAUAAGGGAGUUCCUGCCCUCAAAACAUCUGUAGACAUUCAGGUCACGAUUCUGGACGUGAAUGACAACCCGCCGGUGUUUGAGAAGGAUGAGUUUGAUAUCUAUGUGGAGGAGAAUAGCCCCAUAGGCCUGGUAGUUGCCCACAUUUCUGCCACAGACCCAGAUGAAGGUAGCAAUGCCCAGAUCAUGUACCAGAUUGUUGAGGGCAAUGUCCCAGAGGUGUUCCAGCUGGACAUCUUCUCUGGUGAGCUCACAGCAUUGAUGGACCUUGACUAUGAAACACGUUCUGAGUACAUAAUCGUAGUCCAGGCCACAUCCGCUCCUUUGGUCAGCCGAGCCACUGUCCACAUCAAGCUCAUCGAUAAGAACGACAAUGUGCCGGUGCUCAAGAACUUCCAGAUCAUCUUCAACAACUAUGUGACGGAUAGGUCCAACAGCUUCCCAACGGGAGUGAUCGGGCAGAUUCCUGCCCACGAUCCAGACAUUUCGGACCAGCUGCGGUACAGCUUUGAGGCGGGAAAUGACCUGAAUCUGCUGAUCCUUAACCAGACGACUGGGCAGAUCCGGCUGAGUCGUGCACUUGAUAACAACCGUCCACUGGAGGCUUCCAUGAGGAUCGCAGUCUCAGAUGGCGUUCACUCCGUCUCCGCCCAGUGUCUGCUGCAGGUCACCAUCAUUACAGACGAAAUGCUCUCCAACAGCAUCACCCUCCGCUUGGCCAACACGUCUCAGGAGCGCUUCCUCUCCGUCCUGUUGGCCCAGUUCCUGGAGGGCGUGGCCCGCGUUCUCUCCGCCUCACGCGAGGACGUGGUGGUCUUCAACAUCCAGGACGAUACGGACGUUAACGCUAGCAUCCUGAAUGUCAGUCUGAGCGUGGCAGUGCCUGCCGGGGGGAUGCGGGGCAGGAGUGACCCGGUGUCUCCACGGCUGGGGGCCGGAGGGGUGGAAUUUUUCGGUUCUGAGGAGCUGCAGGAGCGCCUGUACCUGAACCGGAGUCUCCUGGCGCGGAUCUCCUCCCAGCAAGUUCUUCCAUUCGACGACAACAUCUGCCUGCGUGAGCCGUGCGAGAACUACAUGAAGUGCGUGUCGGUGCUGAAGUUCGACAGUCUGGCUCCCUUCGUGGCGUCCGACACCAUCCUGUUCCGCCCGAUUCACCCCAUCGCGGGUCUGCGGUGCCGCUGCCCCACCGGCUUCACCGGAGAUUACUGCGAGACGGAGAUCGACCUGUGCUACUCCAACCCCUGCGGAGUCCACGGAGUGUGUCGCAGCCACGAGGGCGGCUUUACCUGCGAGUGUCUCCAUGACUACACAGGUGAGCGGUGUGAGGUGUCGUCACGGUCAGGUCGGUGUGUGGAAGGCGUGUGUAAGAACGGCGGGACAUGUGUGAACCUCCUGGUGGGGGGGUUUAGGUGUGAGUGCCCCCUGGGGGGCUUUGAGAAGCCCUACUGCAGCAUCAGCACCCGCAACUUCCCCCCGAACUCCUUCAUCACCUUCAAGGGGCUCCGCCAGAGAUUCCACUUCACGCUCUCGCUCACAUUUGCUACCAGAGAACCGGACGGCCUGCUGCUGUAUAACGGCCGCUUUAAUGAGAAGCACGACUUCAUCGCCAUGGAGAUCGUCAACGAGCAGAUCCAGCUCACCUUCUCUGCAGGUGAAACAAAGACGACUGUAUCACCGUUCAUCCAGGGUGGGGUCAGCGACGGCCACUGGCACACGGUCCAGGUGCACUAUUAUAAUAAGCCCAUCCUGAACCAGGCAGGCCUACCCCAAGGCCCGUCGGACCAUAAGGUCGUCGUGGUAACGGUGGAUAACUGUGACACCUCAAUGGCUCUUCGGUUUGGUUAUGUGAUCGGCAACUACUCAUGUUCCGCUCAGGGCAGCCAAUCAGGAUCCAAGAAGUCACUGGAUCUGACCGGUCCGUUGUUGCUGGGCGGAGUUCCGCGGCUGCCCGAGGAUUUCCCCAUCCAGAACAGACAGUUCGUGGGCUGCAUGAAGGACCUGCGCAUCGACAGCAGAAACAUGGACAUGGCAGCUUACAUCGCUAACAAUGGCACCCUGCCAGGAUGCUCAGCAAAGCGGCAGUUCUGUAUCAAUAACCCAUGUCUGAAUGGUGGAACCUGUGUAAGUCUCUGGGGCUCCUUCAGGUGUGACUGCCCCCUGGGGUUCGGAGGACGCAACUGCGAGAAAGUGAUGUCCAACCCUCAGCGUUUCCAGGAUAACAGCAUGUUGUUAUGGAGUAACCUGGCUGUCGUGGUAACUGUUCCCUGGAACCUGGAGCUGAUGUUCCGAACCCGCCAACCUACUUCCACCAUCCUGCACGUAACAACCAGCCAGCAUCAUAACUUUACCGUACAGCUGAGAGAUGGUAGUGUGGUGAUGAUGCUGCAGCACGGUGAGGACUCUGCAGUUUCUCGGGUGGAGGACGUGUCUGUAGAUGAUGGCGAAUGGCACCACCUCCAGGUGGAGCUGCUGGGCCCAGCAGGAGGCGCUGCUCACUCUGAGGUGUAUAAAGCGUUGCUGACCAUCGACCAUGGACUCUACUCGUCCUCCAUGGAGGUGGACAGUAAGCUGAAGGGAGUGAAGCUGAAGACUCUGAGUGUUGGCGGUGUUGCUGUAGGCAACAACAAAGUGCUGCAUGGGUUCCACGGCUGUAUACAGGGCGUGUCCGCAGGUUCGCUCUCUCUGAGUGCGUAUGAGGUGCUCAGGGUGAACGUGGAGAGCGGCUGCAGUGUGCCGGACCCCUGCAGCUCAAACCCCUGCCCCCCACACAGCUCCUGCACCCACCGCUGGGACUCGCACACCUGCACCUGCCAUCCAGGUUACUAUGGCAACAACUGCACGGACGCCUGCGCUCUGAACCCCUGCGAACACCAAUCAGCUUGCAGCAGGAAGCUGAGCUCCGCCCACGGUUAUGUCUGCGACUGUCGCAGCAGCUAUUUUGGUCGAUACUGCGAGAAAAAAACUGACCUGCCGUGUCCUCGUGGUUGGUGGGGUCAUAAGACGUGCGGCCCAUGUAACUGCCCCAUCGAUAAAGGCUUCGAUUCCGACUGUAACAAAACCAGCGGAGAGUGUCGCUGCAAGGAUAAUCACUACCGUCCAGCGGGCAGCGAGGUGUGUUUGCUGUGCGAGUGUUAUUCCGUGGGCUCGUUCUCCCGAGUGUGUGAGCGAGAGAGCGGUCAGUGUCAGUGUAAGCCAGGGGUCAUAGGUCGUCAGUGUGACCGCUGUGAUAACCCCUUCGCCGAGGUGUCGCCCAACGGCUGUGAAGUGAUAUAUGACAGUUGUCCUCAGGCAAUCGAGGCAGGAAUCUGGUGGCCCAGGACUAAAUUCGGUCUACCUGCGGCGGUUGCCUGUCCUAAAGGAUCCAUCGGCACAGCAAUCAGACACUGCGAUGAGCACAAAGGCUGGCUUCCUGCAAAUCUCUUUAACUGCACCUCCCUCACAUUCUCUAAACUCAAACCGCUGUCAGAGCAGGUUGGCCGUAACCUCUCAGUGCUGGACUUCUCUAACGUGCAGCAGACUGCAGCCCUGCUGUUUAACGCCACUCUGCACACGCACUCUUACUACGGCAGUGACGUUAAAAUAGCGUACCGCCUCACGCAGGGGCUCCUGCAGCACGAGAGCAGCCAGCAGGGCUUCAGCCUGGCAGCUACGCAGGACGUCCACUUCAACGAGCACCUGCUGCGUGUGAGCAGCGCGAUGCUGGCGUCGGAGACGCGUCCUCACUGGGAGCAGAUCCAGCAGGCCGAGGGAGGAACGGCGGCUCUGCUGAGGCACUUUGAGGAAUAUACGCACACUCUCGCUCAGAACAUGAGGAGAACCUACCUCAGCCCCUUCACCAUCGUCACUCCCAACAUCGUUAUCUCCAUCGAUCGUUUGGACAAGAUGAACUUUGCAGGUGCUAAACUCCCUCGUUAUGAGUCCCUGCGUGGGCCCCGCCCACUCGACCUAGAGACGGCCGUCACUCUGCCGGACUCUGUCUUUAUUCCUGCCCUUGAGGGUAAAGGUCAUCGGCAUCACAGCGAGUCCGUCACAGAGCCCGCCAGGAACCAGUCGGGCAAUCGGAAGAGACGCCACCCGGACAAGCGUGAGCAGGACGCUGUGGCCAGCGUGAUAAUCUUCCACAGCCUGAGUACAUUACUGCCCCAGAGAUACGACACGGACAAGAGGAGUCUGAGGGUUCCUAAGCGGCCAGUGAUUAACACCCCUGUGGUCAGUAUUACUGUGCAUGAUAAUGAGGAGCUGGUGCAGCACGCGCUGGAUAAACCAAUCACAGUGCAGUUCCGCCUCGUCACCACUGAGGAGCGCUCUAAACCCAUCUGUGUGUUCUGGAACCACUCCAUCAGCACCGGGGGUCCCGGUGGGUGGUCCUCCAAAGGCUGCGAGGUCGUGUUCAGGAACAGCACACACAUCAGCUGUCAGUGCUAUCACAUGACCAGCUUCGCUGUGCUGAUGGACAUCUCACACAGAGAGAACGGUGAGAUAUUACCCAUAAAGCUGGUGACGUGGAGCACGGUGGGCGUGACCCUGUUCUUCCUCUUCCUCACCGUGGUCUUCCUCACCUGUCUGAGGGCCAUGUACAGUAACAGCACCAGCAUCAUCACCAACGGAGCCCUCACGCUCUUCGUCGCCGAGCUGCUCUUCAUCCUCGGCAUCAACCAGACCGACAACCCGUUUGUGUGUACGAUCAUCGCCAUCCUGCUGCAGUUCUUCUACAUGUGCGUGUUCUCCUGGCUCUUUCUUGAGGGGCUGCAUGUGUACCGGAUGCUGAGUGAAGUUCGGGACAUUAACUACGGCCCCAUGCGCUUCUACUACCUCAUCGGCUGGGGUCUCCCAGCCAUCAUUACCGGCUUAGCGGUCGGUUUGGAUCCUGAAGGUUACGGAAAUCCUGAUUUCUGCUGGCUCUCUCUGUACGACACUCUGAUCUGGAGCCUGGCUGGACCCAUCGCUCUCGUCGUGGCUAUGAAUCUGUUCCUGUAUAUUUUGGCCUCCAGAGCCUCCUGCUCUCUCAGAUCAAACAACUACGAGAAGAAACAACCACCAGUGUAUGGUUUGCGGACGGCGUGUGUUGUGCUGCUGCUGGUGACGGUGACGUGUCUGCUGGCUCUGCUGUCUGUAAACAGUGAUAUGAUUCUGUUCCACUAUCUGUUCGCCGCCUUCAACUGUGUUCAGGGUCCGUUCAUCUUCUUCUUCCGUAUCGUGUUUAAUAAAGAGGCUCGCGGCGCGAUGCGUUACUGCUGCGGCAAGAAACGCCCCGAACACGUCAUCAAAUCCAAACCUUCAUACACCUGCAGCAGCAGCUAUGCAGAUGGUCGUCUGUACCAUCUGCCCUACGCCGAGUCCAGCGUGUCCCUCAACGGAACUCUGCAGAGCGCCAAGAGCCAACACAGCUACGUACCAUUCGUCCUCAGAGAUGACGGAGGUUUGAACAACAGUCAGAUCGCCCUGGAUGACCACAGUUUCCAUGAAACUAAACCACAUCCAGAUGAUCAUGACUCUGACUCAGACAGUGACCUGUCAGAGCUGGAGGAUGACCAGAGCGGCUCGUACGCGUCCACACACUCCUCAGACAGCGAGGAUGAGGAGGGCCAGUACCUGCAGGAGGAAUGCUGGGAAAACCUGGCAACCAGCACCGCCAAGAGAGCACAGGACUCGAGUGGUGGGGCCCCCUGCUGGCUGGGCGAGUGUGAGGCAGGAGGGGGCGGAGCCAGGCUGAGGGUGGAGACUGUGACCCAUCCAGAAGAGAAAGCAGAGGAUUAUGGAAAAGAGAACACGCUACCACUCCUACCCAGCUUACACAACCCACACACACAUCCACACAAAGGAAUUCUGAAGAAGAAGCCUCUCUCUCCGAUCGCCGAGAGAAACGGAAUCAACCGCAUCCACAACCAGCUGUCAGUCAACACCUCAGACCCUGCCUCCUCUAGAGGCUCCUCCUCUAGCGAGGGCCAGGGGGGCGGGGCCAAGCAGGACCAGCUGAACGGAGUGGCCAUGAGCAUAAAGGCGGGAACGGUGGACGAUGACUCGUCAGGAUCCGACAGUUCCCGCCAAACUGCGAUGUGAUUGGCCUGAUGACAGGAGGGGUGUGUCUUUGCAGGUCCUAGAAUACACCUGGUGGCCUGUUGAUCCCCCUGAAGCUCCACCCACACCGCACUGGGUCCAGUGAAAGGGGCAUGGCCAAACGAGUUGUUGAAGAAAACAGAGGCGCCGAACAAUCCCACAAUCCCCUGCGUCUCCCCACGGAUUAUCCCACUGUGCCAAACUUCAAACGUCUCGCCGCCGAGAUUGCACUGACCACACGAUCUUAUUUUGUAGGGUUUUUUUAAUACGUUUGUUUACAUACUUGAAGUGAUGCACUUUUAUUUUUUGUGUUUUUUGAGGAUUUCCACUGCCCAGCAGGAAGAGACUCUGGUCAGACUUUUUCUUCUUUGUUUUGAUUUUUAACAAAAGCUAGUGUGAAGAUUUUUGAAGAUAUCAGGGAAAUUUCCUUCAUUAAGCUAAAAUUCUAGAAGGUCUACUGUACAGCAUCUAGAGCCUGUGACGUUUUCUACUGUAACAUUUACCUGAAGUACCUGAAGACCUGGACUCCAAACGUAGGAGAUGGACGUCCAGCAGGAACAUUCAGGCUGCGACACUGUAAAGAAAAUGGUCAAAUCCAGGCUCCGCCCACAAAUGCAUUCUUUCAUAGACACUGGUCAGGUUGGACAAACUUUACAGAACACGAUCAAAAAUACCAUUAAAAUUAAUGACAAACUGUAGAACAGACUCGGUUUAUAUCACAAUACCUACAUUUAGAGUCGGUUAUUAAUUCAGCCUAAUGAGAAACUGUAGAACAGACUCGGUUUAUAUCACAAUACCUAC